Messenger RNA from Entrophospora sp. SA101, 660 nucleotides. The record is from the annotation of a GenBank genome assembly. NCBI's taxonomy places the organism in Eukaryota, Fungi, Glomeromycota, Glomeromycetes, Entrophosporales, Entrophosporaceae.
AUGCCACAAAAUGAGUAUAUUGAAGAAGCAAUUAAAAAAUAUGGAAGAAGGCUAGAUUAUGAGGAGAGAAAGCGUAAGAAACUUGCACGUGAAGCUCAUAGUUCUUCAAAUUUUGCAAAAAAAGUUCAUGGAAUAAAAGCCAAAUUAUAUAAUAAGAAACGACAUGCAGAGAAGAUACAAAUGAAAAAGAAGAUUAAACAACAUGAAGAAAAAUCUUCUAAACAAAAGGACACUCAAGCACUUUCUGAAGGUGCUAUUCCAACAUAUUUGAUGGAUCUUCGUGGUAUUGCAGAAGAUGAAAUGUUUAGAGUAUGGAAACGUAUGGUAACAAAGGCAACAUUUGUUGGUGAUGGUUUUACUAGGAAACCUCCUAAAUAUGAAAGAUUUAUUAGACCGAUGGCUUUACGUUAUAAAAAGGCACAUGUUACACAUCCUGAAUUAGCAGCCACUUUUCAUUUGCCAAUCAUCAGUGUUAAGAAAAAUCCUCAAAGUCCUUUAUAUACUCAACUCGGUGUUAUAACUAAAGGAACAGUUGUAGAGGUUAAUGUUUCAGAAUUAGGACUUGUAACAACAACAGGAAAAGUUGUAUGGGGAAAAUAUGCUCAAGUUACAAACAAUCCCGAAAAUGAUGGAUGUAUUAAUGCAGUUUUACUAGUAUAA